Meleagris gallopavo (turkey) is the source of this 1463-nucleotide messenger RNA. Lineage: Eukaryota; Metazoa; Chordata; Aves; Galliformes; Phasianidae. The record is from RefSeq and is a predicted model, not a curated record.
AAGCAGAGCCCGUGUCUGAGCUGAGAAUAAACAGCUGUAGAUGGUGUUGUGGAGGUUGGCUGAGGAGAAGAAUGUGGAAAAUUUUCAGAAACGUGUAUACAGUGAAUCAGGGACUAUCCUAAUAUUAAGGACAGCAUGUGUGAAGCUUGAAAGCAGAAGCUAUGAGGAGUAGUAGCUAAAGGUUGUGCAUAUGGAUGUGAGAGGCAACACUGUGAAACUCAAUGAUGGUACCCAGAUAUCCUAUGAUAAAUGUCUAAUUGCAACUGGUGGUUCCCCAAGGAACCUGCCCGCCAUCGAAAGGGCAGGAAAAGAUGUACAACAACGGCUGACGCUGUUCCGAAAGAUUGAGGACUUCAGAAGUCUGGAGAAGAUUUCAAGACAAGUCAAGUCCAUCACAAUUAUUGGUGGUGGUUUUCUUGGCAGUGAGCUGGCCUGUGCUCUGGGAAGAAGAGCACAAACCAGAAACCUGGAGGUGAUUCAGCUGUUUCCAGAGAACGGCAAUAUGGGCAAAGUCUUGCCUGAAUAUCUGAGCAACUGGACCACAGAGAAAGUCAGAAGAGAGGGCGUUAAUGUUAUGCCUAAUGCUGUGGUCAAGUCUGUCUCUGUCUCUGGAAAUCGACUGGUGAUUAAACUGAAGGAUGGCCGAAAGGUGGAGACUGAUCACAUUGUGGCUGCAGUUGGGCUGGAGCCUAAUGUGGAAUUAGCAAAGUCUGCUGGUCUGGAGGUGGAUUCUGACUUUGGAGGGUUCAGGGUGAAUGCAGAGCUGCAGGCACGCUCCAAUAUCUGGGUGGCUGGGGAUGCUGCUUGCUUCUAUGAUAUCAAACUAGGUAGAAGACGUGUAGAGCACCACGACCACGCCGUUGUGAGUGGCAGACUAGCUGGAGAGAACAUGACGGGAGCUGCAAAGCCCUACUGGCAUCAGUCUAUGUUCUGGAGCGAUCUGGGUCCUGAUGUGGGCUAUGAAGCAAUCGGCCUCGUUGAUAGUACCUUGCCAACAGUAGGGGUCUUUGCUAAAGCAACAGCAAAAGACACACCAAAAUCUGCAACAGAGCAGUCAGGGACAGGUAUUCGAUCAGAAAGUGAAACAGAAGCAGAAGCCGCAGAAGUUCCCAUUUCUCCAAGCUCUUCACCAACGCCUCAAGUUCCAAAAGAAGGAGAAGAUUAUGGCAAAGGUGUCAUUUUCUACCUCAGGGAUAAAGUGGUGGUAGGAAUUGUAUUAUGGAACAUCUUCAACAGGAUGCCUAUUGCUCGAAAGAUCAUCAAAGAUGGGGAGGAGCACGCUGAUCUCAAUGAAGUAGCAAAGCUUUUCAACAUCCAUGAAGACUAAACUCCAGAAUCACUGCAAUAGGAGUGAGUAGGGCUACGUUUGUCCCUUCAGUCUGGAGAACUUGCUUUGAGCACUUGUGAAUAUUUCCCAUCACCUAGAGUUCUAAUAUUUCACCAAUAAAAUCAGGUUCUUCUAA